This is a messenger RNA of Amphibalanus amphitrite, 669 nucleotides long. RefSeq names its product signal peptidase complex subunit 1-like. The transcript is spliced from 4 exons. NCBI's taxonomy places the organism in Eukaryota, Metazoa, Arthropoda, Thecostraca, Balanomorpha, Balanidae. The record is from RefSeq and is a predicted model, not a curated record. The coding region runs from base 164 to 415 and encodes 83 amino acids. Gene Ontology annotation, biological process: protein targeting to ER. Gene Ontology annotation, cellular component: signal peptidase complex; endoplasmic reticulum membrane.
UAAUGUUAGAUGACGCUUGUUGUUUGUGUACGCGUCGGUGUGUCACACAGAUGGACGUGUGAUUGCAUAUUUAUUAUUCAUUUUGGAAGUGAAGUUAAUAGUGAUAGGCAGGUGUUAUAUUUCAAUUUUGUCUGUCCCGUAGCUGAUAUCAAAUUUGCGAAAGAUGAUUGAGCUUCCUGCAUGGAUCCCUACUCAUAUGGAUUACGAGGGACAGAAAUGGGCAGAGAGACUGUUCCAAGUCAUCAUAGUUCUGUUUGGAGUUGUGGGCCUUGUCUGGGGAUACUCCAUCCAGCAGUUCUCACAAACCGUCUACAUACUGGGCGCUGGUGUGGCUCUAGCAUGCUUGCUGACGCUACCUCCGUGGCCCAUGUACCGGCGCCACCCGCUCAACUGGCAAAAGCCCAGAUCCGCCUAGAGCGCAGACGCCUGCAAGGCCAAAAAGAAGAAAUGGGGCGGUGAACGCUGCCGGGAUCGGGCGUAUAUUGUUUUCAUCAUUCUGUGGUACGGGGACCGAGGGGCCUGGGUGUGGUUUUUGGUGUAGCUCACCGUGAUGAGCGUACAGUCAGGCACCGAAGUGUGGCCGUUAGGCGGGUUUCAUUUGUUCUCACAAAGCUGAAAUCUUAUUACGCGUCGCGUCGAUGUGGUGGUAAUAAAACAUGAUUUGUAAAA